AUGCGAGCUACAUGUAAUCGAAAGUCUCAAGUGAAAAAACAGCCGCUCCCUCACUUUCAUAAUCUGCCCAUCAAGGCGACCCUCAAGGCACACGUGCUUAACAAUGUUAUAUUGGCCCAUCCCCGAAUAAUACGAUGCAGAUUCCCAUUCCAUUAUUCUGAGUUCCAACGACAAUAUAACAGAGUAGAAUCCUUGAUUCCGUGGUGUCAUGUGGUUGGUCCCUUCCCCGGUUUGCAACAAGGCGUGGAGGACCACCUUACGGAAGAUCUCCAUUCACUGACCUGGCUCCAGCGGGGUGACCUAAUUCCACUUACUCCAAUCGACAGAGAUGCAAAGGAAAGUGACUAUGCAAAUAAUCGGAAAUCCCACUUCGGCUUCUUUUCAUACGCCCAGAUGGCCUUCCUGGCCAUCGAAGCGGUCCCAAGGAAGGCGUGUACCCUUAUGGAGAUUGUUUUCUGGUGCAUGCAGAAUUUUCCUGAUGAAAUCAGCGUCGACUCUUGGAAACUUCAUAUGAAACAUAUACUGGUGUCUGAUCAGGCAUUUAGUUUGCAAACAUUCAAUUCAUUUUCCAAUGGGGUGCAUCACUACGACUCUCUUUGGACAUGCGUACCGGAGCACCGAGACCACCUGCUUCAAUCCCUCCGCCACAUAAUGCAACAGCGAAACUAUACAGUCCCUCCUGGGGUAGAGAAUCUCCUUCAGGUGAAUCCCAUCAUAAAGGAUUUUCAAGUGACUCCGUUCAAUAUGGCACCACGCGUACGUACUAGCAAUUCUGCGUUGGAAUUUUUUGAUAUGGGUGUUCGAUUUUUGGAUAUAGUGAAACCGUUUUGUGCUAUCCUACCUGAGAUCGCUCGACCAGAGCGCAAAAUUCAGUUCAGAGAACGUGUGCUAUGGACAGGAAUAACCCUAAUGAUAUUCCUGUUCUGUUGUCAAAUUCCUCUUUUUGGAAUAAUGUCAUCCGAAUCAGCUGAUCCUCUUUACUGGCUUCGAGUUAUAUCCGCUUCAAAUAAGGGAACUCUCAUGGAACUUGGCAUUUCUCCUAUUAUUACAUCUGGUCUUAUAAUGCAAGUUUUGGCUGGAAUCCAGGCUCUUCAGGUUGGUGAUGCUCCGAAAGAUAGAGCACUUUUCAACGGAGCCCAAAAAUGUAUGAUUUUGAUGUACUUACUGACGUAUUUAGUGUUUGGUAUGGUUAUCACUGUCGGUCAAGCGUCUGUGUAUGUGAUGUCCGGGAUCUAUGGUCCUCCUAGCGAGUUGGGCGCUGGUAUCUGUCUUUUGAUAAUCUUGCAAUUAACUUUUGCGGGUCUUCUCGUCCUAAUGUUGGACGAAUUGCUCCAAAAGGGUUAUGGUCUUGGCUCGGGCAUUUCACUCUUUAUCGCUACCAAUAUAUGUGAGACCAUCAUUUGGAAGGCUUUCAGUCCUAUCACUAUAAAUACCGGAAGAGGAACUGAAUUUGAGGGUGCCGUCAUUGCUCUCUUCCAAUUGCUAGCAACUAGAACCGACAAAGUUCGAGCUUUGAGAGAAGCCUUCUACCGUCAAAAUCUACCCAAUUUGAUGAAUCUCAUGGCUACUGUUUUGGUAUUUGCUGUAGUUAUCUACUUCCAAAGUUUUCGCGUUGAAAUAGCCGUAAAGUCCAUUCGUUAUCGUGGUCAAACUACAUCCUAUCCUAUUAAGCUAUUCUACACAAGCAAUGCACCUAUUAUGCUACAAAGUGCUCUUGUGUCCAACCUCUACGUUAUCUCUCAGAUGUUAUCUAGCAAAUUCCGUGGGAAUUUUUUGGUAAACCUUCUCGGUAUUUGGUCCGAUGGUGAAGGCGGCACGCGCUCGGCUCCCAUUGGUGGUUUAUGUUACUACAUGACUCCACCGGAUUCUUUUUCGCAAAUGCUUAUGGAUCCUAUCCACGGCAUUAUUUAUAUCGCAUUCAUGCUUGGAAGUUGUGCCUUCUUCAGCAAGAUCUGGAUCGAUGUGUCCAACUCCAGUGCCAAAGAUGUUGCCAAACAAUUGAAGGAACAGCAGACUGUCAUUCCUGGCCACCGCGAGGAAUCCAUGGUCCACGAACUUAAUCGACACAUCCCCACCGCCGCUGCUCUUGGUGGCCUUUGGAUUGGAGCUCUUUCUGUCUGCGCCGAUUUCCUUGUCUGUUGGGGGCACCAUAAUGCCGGCUCGGAUCAAUCAGAUGAUAUGCGAGCAUGUGAGUACCCGGUUGUUCAUCGCGGUGCUUGCUUCAUAGGGAUGGAUGCCAGUCUACUCGGCAAGAGUGCCCUGGUUACAGGUGCAAGUUCGGGUAUCGGACGCGCUACGGCUGUUCUAUUUGCAAAACUAGGUGCCGGUGUGUCCCUGGUGGGUCGCAAUGAGGUCAAUCUUGAGAAGACUCGCCAAAUAUGUCAAGAUGCUUCUCCAAAUCCUGAAGCCUAUUUUCACGUAGUCAGGGCAGACCUCGCUGAGCUGGAUCAGGUUUCAGGCGCCUUUAAUGAAACUAUAAAGCACUUUGGCAAAUUGGACAUCCUGGUAAACAAUGCUGGUUUCCAACUGAGAGACAGUGUUGAGAACUUUGACCCAGUCGCCUACGAGCGCCUUAUGAAUGUGAAUGUGCGCUCUGUGAUAACACUUUCACACCUAGCAGUGCCAAAAUUAGAAGAAUCAAAGGGAUGCAUUGUUAACGUUUCUAGCGUAUCUGGUAACAACUCGUUUCCUGGAAUUCUCUCCUACUCCAUCAGCAAGGCGGCCAUAGAGCAAUUCACCAGGAACGCCGCUGUGGAACUCGGUAAAAAGGGUAUCCGCGUCAAUUGUGUCGCACCAGGUGUGGUGGUGACGGAGCUACACCGUACUGCAGGUUUCUCGGACUCGGAGUACGCAAGCUUCCUGAUGCGCGCGCGAUCCAACAACCUGAUGGGGGCGACUGGCGAGGCGGAUGAUGUAGCUCGCGCCAUUGCCUUUCUCGCUGCGCCCGCUACUGGCGCUUUCAUUACCGGUGAGACGAUCUUUGUCGACGGAGGAUGGUCAAAAGUGUGCCCUCGCUAG
Molecule: messenger RNA, 3018 nt
Organism: Echinococcus granulosus
Lineage: Eukaryota; Metazoa; Platyhelminthes; Cestoda; Cyclophyllidea; Taeniidae
Product: Protein transport protein Sec61 subunit alpha-like protein
Exons: 15
Coding region: 1-3018 (1005 amino acids)
Biological process (GO): SRP-dependent cotranslational protein targeting to membrane, translocation; post-translational protein targeting to membrane, translocation
Cellular component (GO): Sec61 translocon complex; membrane
Molecular function (GO): oxidoreductase activity; signal sequence receptor activity; ribosome binding
Source: RefSeq, a predicted model, not a curated record